CUAAACAGGAAGCAGUUAGCCAGAAGGUUAUCGGCUGAACAUAGAGGCGAGAGCAAAUAACGUUACAUUUCGCCCGUGAUAAUGGCGUUUGUUUUUUAUUUUGGCAACAGUUCAGUGAAGUAUAUCUCCACUUAAGAAGAAAAUACAGUCUUGGAGAAUCCCAUCAAACUAGCUAACUAAUGUAAAAAAAAUUAAAAAUAAUAAAAAGCAAGUUGCCCCUGAAGAGCUAACAACGUUAGCCAUUUUCUUUGUUAAUUGGCUGGCUAGCGAGCUGAAACGUGUACCGGGCUACAUGUCAAUUUCCUCUUUGUUUGCAAGCCCGUGUGUCUAACUAACUAUUGAUGUAACUAGGUAACAAGCGAACUAACGUUAACGACCAAUGAGUUACGAGGUGAUUGUGCAGGUCAGGCGUACACAGUAUAUCGUUUUUUCUGACCGGGGUCGUAUGAACAUCCCUGGUCUGUGUGCUGCAGAGGAGGUUCCCCGGAUAAAUCCUCAUUAUCACGUCCAUCUGUGGAACUAAUUGUCUCUAUUUUCUACUUGAGACAAGUCUGAUUGAAGAACAAGAACAUCUACAGACAAACCCGUGUUCGUAUCCAGGCGGUUGUCAUGCACCUGUAAUCCACUUCCUGUCAGCCAGACAGCCGGGCCCAGCCACCCAGACCCAGCGCUCCGGUCCAGUGGGUCCCCAUGGAGCCCAGUAAUGACGUAGCGUUGGAUAUCAUUAUCACCAAUGUGGUGGCUGUAUUCAGGACACGCUGCCACCUCAACCUGCGCACCAUCGCUCUGGAGGGGGUCAACGUAAUCUAUAAACCUGAAUAUGGGAAAGUCCUGAUGAAACUCCGCAAACCCAGGAUCACCGCUUCCAUCUGGUCUUCAGGGAAAAUCAUCUGUACGGGCGCUACCAGCGAGGAUGAGGCUAAGCAGGGAGCCCGGAGGUUAGCCCGCACCCUGCAGAAACUGGGCUUCAAGGUGAGGUUCUCAGAGUUCAAGGUGGUGAAUGUCCUGGCAGUGUGCUCCAUGCCCUUCGCCAUCCGACUCAUCGACUUCACCAAGAACAACCGGCCCAUCGCCAGCUAUGAGCCAGAGCUCCACCCCGCUGCCACCUACAGGAUCAAAACCCUCAAGGCCACCGUCCAGGUCUUCUCUACCGGCAGCCUUACCAUCACAGGACCAAAUGUUCAGGCUGUAGCCACGGCCGUAGAGCACAUCUACCCCAUGCUGUUAGAGUGUCAGAAACCCCUCCGCAAAUAACACACACGGAAAAACAAGAACCGGAAUGGAGAGAGAAAGACAGAGGCUAAAAAGCACCUCAUCCAUUGGAUGCAUUGUAUUAUCCUCAACUUGUCUGCCCCGGCAACAGUCUGGGCCUUUGUCCUGAUUGGCUGGAUUUGUCCAGGGAGUCAGAAAGGCAGCUUCCGUCCUCCUACUGUCCAAUGACCUGUUGUCAUUGGUGACAGCUACGCCCUCUGAACUUUGACCCUGGAUGACCUCUACAGGAUGACUUCUACAGUAUGACCUCUAACCUUUCACCUUUAGCAGCCAGCCAGCCAAUGAUGGCUGCUCCAGUGACUGAUUCACACUAGAAGGGGCGGGACUCUCCAAAGCCAACCAUGACUCAUUAUUAUUUUAGAUUUGAUGAUGUCACAGGUUGUGUUCCAAAUGGCAGCCUAUUCCCUAUAUAGUGCACUACUUUAGACCAGGACCCUAUUCCCUACAUAGUGCACUACUAUAGACCAGAGCCCUAUUCCCUAUAUAGUGCACUACUAUAGACCAGAGCCCUAUUCCCUAUAUAGUGUACUACUUUCAUGGGUCCUGGUCUAAGGUAGUGCACUAUGUAGGGAAUAGGGCCCUGGUCUAAAGUAGUGCACUAUGUAGGGAAUAGGGUCCUGGUCUAAAGUAGUGCACUAUAUAGGGAAUAGGGCUCUGGUCUAAAGUAGUGCACUAUAUAGGGAAUAGGGUUCUGGUCUAAAGUAGUGCACUAUAUAGGGAAUAGGGCCCUGGUCUAAAGUAGUGCACUAUAUAGGGAAUAGGGCUCUGGUCUAAAGUACUGCAUAUGAAGGGAAUAGGGCCCUGGUCUAAAGUAGUGCACUAUAUAGGGAAUAGGGCUCUGGUCUAAAGUAGUGCACUAUAUAGGGAAUAGGGCCCUGGUCUAAAGUAGUGCACUAUAUAGGGAAUAGGGCCCUGGUCUAAAGUAGUGCAUAUGUAGGGAAUAUGCUGUCAUUUGGAACACACAAGGGUUUUAAUGCAUGGGCAGACAGACCAGUCUUCAACAUGACCUGUCCCACAGAACACAAGGGUUUUAACAGAACAUGACAGACCAGUCUUCAACCUGACCUGUCCCACAGAACAUGACAGACCAGUCUUCAACAUGACCUGUCCCACAGAACAUGACAGACCAGUCUUCAACAUGACCUGUCCCACAGAACAUGACAGACCAGUCUUCAACCUGACCUGUCCCACAGAACAUGACAGACCAGUCUUCAACAUAACCUGUCCCACAGAAUGAGUGUUUUAACAGAACAUGACAGACCAGUCUUCAACAUGACCUGUCCCACAGAACAUGACAGACCAGUCUUCAACAUGACCUGUCCCACAGAACAUGACAGACCAGUCUUCAACCUGACCUGUCCCACAGAACAUGACAGACCAGUCUUCAACAUGACCUGUCCCACAGAACACAAGGGUUUUAACAGAACAUGACAUACCAGUCUUCAACAUGACCUGUCCCACAGAACGAGGGUUUUAACAGAACAUAACAUACAUUUCCAUAAGAAGCUUUGAAAGUCCCAUUUGACCGUGCUGUUGAACAGAGCCUUGUGUUUAGACCCUGUAGUCAUCUGCUCUAUUCAAAUCACUGGGAUUACAAAAUUCCUGUAACUUUCCACAAAUUCCCAGGUUCUCCGAAAAAUCUCGGUCGGACUAUUCCAGAUGACCUGUUUCUUCUAUCCUUGGAAAACUUCCUACUGUGAUUUCUUGAAAACCUGUGAAUUCUGGGAGAGUUGCCGGUGUUACGCAACCCGACAUGUCCCCCUUUAACCACAGAUCAGAUGUUUCCAUCCACCUUGGUAGUCUUUCACUUGAGAUGCGUCUUCUGGAAGUUUCCGUCCGUGAGCUGUUCAGGCUGGGGCUUUGAAUACUUGACAGAUCUGUGGAGAGAAACACCUGCUGGAAAUGGGAAAUGCUUGUCCUCUUCCUGUCCUGAUUGUUGUAUGGUUGGACUUUUUUUUGUAUUUUAUAAAUAAAAUAAAAAUUUAAAAAAGGGAAAAAAAACGUAACAAUAAAAUAGGUUAAUCAGA
This is a messenger RNA of Oncorhynchus nerka (sockeye salmon), 3299 nucleotides long. It is a transcript of the gene tbpl1, whose product is annotated as TBP-like 1. The coding region runs from base 691 to 1254 and encodes 187 amino acids. The transcript is spliced from 8 exons. Lineage: Eukaryota; Metazoa; Chordata; Actinopteri; Salmoniformes; Salmonidae. The record is from RefSeq and is a predicted model, not a curated record. Gene Ontology annotation, biological process: DNA-templated transcription initiation. Gene Ontology annotation, molecular function: DNA binding; general transcription initiation factor activity.